Sinocyclocheilus anshuiensis is the source of this 4582-nucleotide messenger RNA. Its product is annotated as zinc finger protein 574-like. The record is from RefSeq and is a predicted model, not a curated record. The transcript has 8 exons. Bases 624 to 3797 code for a protein of 1057 amino acids. Gene Ontology annotation, biological process: regulation of transcription by RNA polymerase II. Gene Ontology annotation, molecular function: RNA polymerase II cis-regulatory region sequence-specific DNA binding; DNA-binding transcription factor activity, RNA polymerase II-specific. Lineage: Eukaryota; Metazoa; Chordata; Actinopteri; Cypriniformes; Cyprinidae.
AAACAGUAUACCCUAGCAUCCAACAGCUACAGUUUGACUGACAGUCUUUCUAGCCAAUCAGCGCGCUGCACACGCCACACGUGGUUCCUCCACGGGGCGGGGCAGCACGCACAGAGCAAGGAACAGAGGCUAGACAAACGCUACAUUUCCACAUCCACCAUCGUCUUUACGUCAAAACAUUUAACAAACAGUGCGACGCGCUGAAUAAUACUGGUUCGUUGCGGUGAGAAACGCACUGUGAACACCGGAAAGCUUCCGCGGGGCCGACGAGCGCUGCACGAGGUGAGGUUCAGAAACGGCCGGGGAAAGAAGGCCUCCCUUCAGCGCUCUUAGACCUGCGGGGAAAAGUGAAGAGCGCCGCCUGACGACCGCCAUACAGCGGGGUGGCUAGCUCAGGAGACAGCGGGGCGCGCCAUAAGCUCUGGUCAAAUCUGAAGAGCGCCACCAACUGCUCGCCGAAAGUUGUUUUUUUUUUCCAGGUUGUUUUGAGGCUUAGGAUUCAUAUUGAGCAUAAGAAUGCAUACUGAACCCAGUGACUGUGACUCAUAACCCCAGCACUGCAUCUGCUCUUCAGCACACCAAGAGACUCUGCAUCUUAACAAGUUUAGAACUGUGCAGUUACCAUGAGUGAGCAGGAAUAUGUGGAGCAUCAGUACAUGUGCAGUGAGUGCCAGCAGCUCUUUAAUACGCUGGAGGAGGUGCUGGUGCAUCAGCAGAUCCACACCGGAGCAGAGGGGGACGAGGUCGAGGUCUUGCCGAGCCUUGAGGACUGUGACGCUGGGAAGAGCCAGUAUCAAUGCCUUGAGUGUGGAGCCAUCCUCAGGAAUCCAGAUGAACUGCUGCUGCAUCAAGAGCUGCACAUGAGAGAGGCAGGCCAGGAGCUGUGUGAGGUCACAGAGGUGGAUGCUGUCGAUGCAGAAGUGCCAAUCCAGUAUCAGUGUUUGGAAUGUCUGGCUCUGUUUGACACACCUGAGCUGUGGUUGGCUCACAGACAGGCACACAAUAGAAGCAGCACCCACAGCAGCUUGAACACUGACACAGAAUAUGUUCUUCAGGCGGAUGGUUCAGUCACUCCGGUUCAGUUGCUCAAUGUUCAAAAUCUAGUUCUGGAUGAACAGAAGGCAGGCCAGAUCCUGACCUUAGCCCAGGCUCUUCGAGAGCAAGAUAACCCAUCUAAAACUGCAGCCCCUCCCAGAACUAUGCUAGUGCCAGCCAACACUUCCCUGCCUGGCUCCACCUCUGCGAUGCUCCGCCUACAGUUCUGCUCCGCCCAAGCGAUCGCUGAUGGUUCAGCUUCAGCUACUCUUCGCAAAGCUAAACUCCUCUCCCCUCUCUUACCUGCUGGUCCUAUCCGGCUGGACAAUGUAACCACUCUUAACCUCCUCCCUUCCUCUGGUCAGGUGAACACAUUAAAUAAGGAAAAUGAGGAGAUUUUACUUAUCCAUCCUUAUGAGUGCUCUGAGUGUAAUCUGCUGUUUAGCACACCAGAGGAUUUCCUUCAACACCAAGGGGAGCACUUCUUAGGCCAGGACAAAGAGAGUGGGGACACUGGGGUGAUGGUGGGGUAUGAAGAUAUUUCUGGGGCUAAGGAAGAUGAAGGAAGAAGUGAUGGAUCUGAAGAGGGCAGCAAAGUUAUUGCUGGGAGGCGUACAUACACUGCCCGCUCGGCUGGUUUGGGUUUGACACCGUCACCCAGCAAUCUUCGGUGUGAGGAGUGCAAAAGAAAAUUCACCUCUGCCAAUCGGCUUGUGGCACACCUUCGAGUGCAUGAACAAGGAACACAUGAGUGCCCAGAGUGUGAUAAAGUGUUUAAGAAGUUGGUGUCCCUUCAGACUCACAUGCGCACACACUCUGGUGAGGCACGCUUUCUGUGUGUGGACUGUGGACAUGGUUUUACCACAGAAAUUACUCUUAUGAUACAUAGGAAAUCCCAUACAUCUGAGCCACUGCACAAAUGCCCAUUUUGUGCCAAAACCUUCACCAACAUGACCAAGUUCUUGUACCAUCGUCGCACUCACAGAGUAUGUGAGCCGACCGCACCAGUCUCUCAGUUUGUACUGGCCCAGCAGUCACCUCUCUCUAUCAUUCAAAGAGCAAGAGAACGAGAGGCUGCUUGGAGGAAAGAAAGACAAGCGGUGACUAUUCCUCCUAUGGAAGAUGACAGAAAAGAGUCCAGUGGCACAGGUUCUGGAGGUACUGCAGUGGUUUCCCAGUCUUCAGAGCCAACAGAAAAUGGGCUUCAUGCUGAACCCUCAAACACAGAACAAACCCAAAAUGGAGGGAAAAUACAGACAGACGACCCUAACCAUUCAACUGCUGCCAAUGUGGGAGGAGGAGGAGAGGAAGAAAGUAAACUUGGGACUCUUGCUGCUGAGGAAGAGCCAAAGUUCCCUUGCUCUAUUUGUAAAAAAAGAUUCUCCUCACAGGUUCAUCUGUUGCGUCAUCGCCGAACGACUCAUACGACCGAAAGGCGCUUUAAAUGCAACAUCUGCGGGAAACCGUUCAAGAAGCAGAUCCAUCUGCGAAACCACCUGCGCACACACACGGGCGAGCGUCCGUUCCAGUGCAGUGUGUGUGGAAAGACCUUUUCCUCUCUUGCAAAUCUUUCCCGCCAUGGACUUACACACACGGGAGUCCGUCCGUACCGGUGUGACAUAUGCCACAAAGCCUUCAGCCAAUCGUCAAAUCUACGCCAACACCGUCAGCAUCUUCACAGCAACACGACGCCCUCACCCUGUCCAGACUGCUCUGCUACUUUUAUCCGUCCUGCUAAAUUUGUAGCUCAUCGUUUUCUUCACCACCCAGGGUCACCGGCACCUUACCCCUGUCCGCAUUGUUCCGAGGGGUUCUUGCGCAAGCGUCAGCGAGACCUACAUUGCCUGGAGGAGCAUCCCAACCUGACACAGCCACAUGGCAUCUCCCAGGACUCCCAGGUUAGCAGUCAACUGGGCGCGACGGAUAAUACAGAGCAGCUAAGCACUCCUUCGAUGGCGAGACCUAAUCUGGAUUGCACUAUUUGUGGCAAGAGGUUAAACUCUCCUGCAAAUCUCCGCCUGCACCAGCUAAGUCACGGACUUGGGCCCGGCCGGCCACGAGGCUCCAGCUCUGCCACUGGGAAGUCUCAUCCCUGUCCGGUCUGUGGAAAACUUUUUGGUUCAGCCUCAAGCGUUACACUACAUCAGAGAGUACACACCGGUGAGCGUCCGUAUCCUUGUACGAUCUGCGGAAAACGGUUUCGCCAGAACACACACCUGCGGGAGCACCUUUGCACGCAUUCGGGCGAGCGUCCGUUCCGGUGCGAGUUCUGCGAUAAGGGCUUUGUGCAGAGCAUGCAUCUGGCAGAACACCGGCGUACACACACGGGCGAGCGGCCGCAUGCUUGCGGUGAAUGUGGAAAGACCUUCAAGACGGUUUCGAACCUUAGGAACCAUCGUAAGACCCACACUCGCACCCAAAAGCAACAAGAGCCAGAACACAACGCAGAAGCAGUGACUGCUGAAUGUAACACAGCAACUUUUGCUGUUGUGGAAGCUUCUGAGAUGGACCUGGCAACCACGGUACCAGCCUUCUGCCAGCAAGAGCUGCAGCUUGGACAGCCCCAAGUCAUUCAAAUACAGACAUCCAACCUGACACAGACUCAUGGAACUCCCACUAUCAUGUGUAACGAGCUUGGAGAGACUAUAGCCAUCAUUGAGACAAGCGGAGACCUGGCAGAGGCCAUCGAGCUGUACCACAAGGCAUUGGAGAGUGGCAUCAGCAUGGAGGUCCUCACUGUGGACAGCCUGCAGUUAAUGUGAGAGAAGUGAAGAACAGGGCAGCAUUCCUGUGGCCAUCUUCUUGGAGAUUUGAAGAUUGCGAUUAAAAGAAGAGCAUAAGUGAUGUCGGAUGGGUUAGAACAAGUGAAAGCAGAGAUCGAGAGAAAGUGUUCCAAAUUCAAGACAUUGUAUUCAUUUCCAUUAAAGUCACUGAAUGUGUGAACACGCACACCUCAAAUAGCCGCUCCAGUCCAUCCUUUGAGAUAUUUUUCAGCCUUAUUUUCAACUUUUAAAAGACAUUUUUCUAAAUUUAAUUUAACAAUCUGAAAAGAGGGCUGAUUUUAGAGGAUGCAUCUGACUGCUCAGAUCUGUGAUUAGAUGGCUCCUGUUUUGGGACUAGAAAUGGACAGUCUGUCUUACUGAUGACACUCUUGUUCUGGCAUUUGGACAGGGCCAGAUGGAGGAUAUAAAGGCACAGAUUUCUAAAUGAAAGAAUUUCACCCAUGGACAGUAAUGAUUUCCGGUUAACAUUCUAACCUGCAGUUGUUGCAAGGAGGUAGUUUAAGGGCAUUGACCUGAAGAACAAAACAACAGGGAAGAGGGAGUUCAAAACAAGUAAUGGACAGACAUUAUGCACCAUCACCGCAAUGGACACAGGAUUCCCAUGUGUUACAUCUCAUACAUCUCUCGGUCUGUACACUGACUGUUUGUAGCAUUUUUAAUAUUAUGAUGCUGAUUUGGAGAAGUGUUGCAAAUAAACAGUUUCUCUGUUUCCCUUGUAAUCGCUUUGAGGAAAUAACAGCAAUAACGACAUCACCUUAAAGGGA